AUGGAGCAGAAGUAUGGCGUGGAACGCUUUACACGCCCUUCUUUCACAAACGACACACGAAAAGUCAACUUCCCUGAUGGCCGUCCUGUCGAAGAUGCGCAUGAGUGCCUGCCGUCACUAUCUACCAAGAAAGUUGCUGUUCUCGUCGAGAUGCGCACGCACUUGGACUGGGUCUAUCAUGUCAUGCACUUCAUUCGUACGCUAGAUGAUGACUGGCCGUUUGUCAUCUACCAUUCGAAUCACAACGAACAAAUGCUGCGCAGCAAUGCUGAAUUACAGCCGCACAUCCAGUCCGGCAAAGUGCAGCUGCAUCUUCUCAAAACCAUAUUUUCGUCAGGUCAUUCAGUGUCGCAGUUUCUGACACAUACGCCUUUUUGGGAUGCGUUGGCACCGGCCGAUCACAUCCUUAUAUACCAGAUCGAUUCCACGCUCUGCGCAUCAUCGCCUCACAAGAUUGAAGAUUUUUUCAAGUACGACUAUGUGGGCGCACCCUUGGACUUUUCCGAUGAUAUCGAAAUGCCGUUCAAUGGUGGCUUCAGUUUACGAAACAGGACAGCAAUGAUACACGUCAUCAAUCAUGAGCGACCCUUCGAGCAUCCGGAUAACAAAAUAGUCUGGGAGGACAGAUGGUACAGUUCGGUCAUGGCAAGGUCAUCCUAUCCAUACAGGCUGCCUCGAGGAUCAGUAGCAGCAACCUUUGCGGUCGAAAUUCGCUUUUACCCACGUCCUGCUGGCAUUCACAGACCUAAAGCUUCUUUGACACGCUUUAGUGGCGAGGAUUCACUAGAAAAGCUCCUGCGCAAUUGUCCAGAAGGCAAGCUUAUGCCAGAUGAUUUGGGUGGUGACUUUUGA
Molecule: messenger RNA, 852 nt
Organism: Protomyces lactucae-debilis
Lineage: Eukaryota; Fungi; Ascomycota; Taphrinomycetes; Taphrinales; Protomycetaceae
Exons: 1
Coding region: 1-852 (283 amino acids)
Source: RefSeq, a predicted model, not a curated record